AUGUCUUGGAAUCCGUGGUACGGCAACGCCGCAGCAUACGGAAACGGAGCACCAGGCUGGGGCCCAGUCCCCAAUUAUCCACCUCAACCACAAGCAUGGGGAGGGCAAGCAUACACCGACGCCUACGGGGCCGCUCCUCCAGUCGUAGCCCAAUAUUCCACCAAGUAUCCCACCCUACACCCCAUCCUCGCCAUCGACACCACCAAACUCCGAUUUGACAUCCGUCGCAACCCACAAACCGAAAUCCUCGCCUCAACAUUCUAUGCCACACGUAACCUCCCAGCCAAGGUGUCGCCCACCCACUGGCUCCGCAUGAUCUGUAAAAACUUUCCCUGGACGAUCGAUAUCAAGUCCACAGCGAACAUAACGUGCGGGAUGGUUUGGGAGGCGGUGUGGGCGGCGUUGCAGGAGCCUAUUCUGGACUCGGAGUGGGGGCUGAUUGUUUUGGAUAAGAAGGUGAAGGAGAGGGUGGAAGCUGCGGUGAAGAAGAGGGUGGAGGGCAAUCCCGGUGCGGAUAAGCGCCCGAAGAGGAUUGAUUACUUAGGGGAUGUAACCCUUUUUAAAGGAUUAGAGAGGGACGAGGACUAUGAGAAGCAGAGGCUUCUUCCGCAAAGCCAGCCGUGUCCGGAGACCUGGGUCAUUAAGCUUACUUCGUAG
Coprinopsis cinerea okayama7#130 is the source of this 657-nucleotide messenger RNA. RefSeq lists its product as hypothetical. Bases 1 to 657 code for a protein of 218 amino acids. The record is from RefSeq and is a predicted model, not a curated record. The transcript is spliced from 2 exons. NCBI's taxonomy places the organism in Eukaryota, Fungi, Basidiomycota, Agaricomycetes, Agaricales, Psathyrellaceae.